Molecule: messenger RNA, 1029 nt
Organism: Penicillium verhagenii
Lineage: Eukaryota; Fungi; Ascomycota; Eurotiomycetes; Eurotiales; Aspergillaceae
Exons: 2
Coding region: 1-1029 (342 amino acids)
Source: RefSeq, a predicted model, not a curated record
AUGACCCUACAACAGCCUGCUUCGGCUGAGAAAACCAUUCGUAAAAUUGACAUUUCACAGGUCUCUCUCAGUUUACAAGACCGAUUAGGCUUGGCCAAACUGAGGUAUCAACAGGGCAAACUUCAUGGACCGAAUUCAACCCUUCCGGACUCCAAGUUGGGCCGCCUCGAUCUUGAAAAGCCCUCCGACUCCUCCUCCGAUUUCUCACGCAGUCGCUGCGAAACUCCCUUUACCUCCCCUCCCUUGAGAGCCGCCACAUACUCCAAGGAACUCCCUCGUUCCGCCCGAAACAAGCAUGCCGUCACCUUCGAUUCCCUCGCCAUGCAGCCCAUGCUGACGGCAAGCCGUAAGCGUGUUCGCUCAGACUCCAACUCAGAACGUCCCGCAAAGGUGCCCCGCACAUCAUGGAAGAGUUCUCACCGAUUACCCGAGUCAUCUCCUGGCUUGGGUAUCCGUCACACUGCACGACGAACUCGGGCACCCUUCAUGUCCGAAGCACCAAUUCCGGAAAUGUCCUCGCCAAGAUAUCAUGUUCCAUCUGAUGAAGAGAACGACCCCGACCUACCCAUCCAUAGUUUCCAACAUGUGAGCUCCAUGGUGGGUUCCUCGCCUCCUCGUACGCCGCCCCCGAAGCACGCACGUCUGCCACGAACCGGCCGAGCUGGAGAAGGUGGGGAUGAUGGCGCUGGUCUCUUGCUCUAUCUUGCGAAUUCACCCACUCCGGCUCGUGUGGCAGUUGGUUCGCAGGCUCAGCCUUUCCCGCCAUCGACUCCCCCGAGCCAGUACGCUGCCCUGGGAACCCCGGGUCAACAAUUCAACUUUGCCGAUUUCGUGAAUGUGACACCCAGUCCUGCACAGCCAGUGUGGGGUAGCCGAACCCCUGGCAACCCAGCUCGCACUCCUCUUGCUACCAAGGAUGCUCGCAAACGGUUGAACUUUGAUGCUCUCGUUCCUCCAACCGGCUCUCCUCGAAUGCACAGCAAAGACGGUGGAUUAGCUCUUCAACUUGGAGGCGAGUUGCAUCCCUAA